Messenger RNA from Histoplasma mississippiense, 150 nucleotides. RefSeq lists its product with no specific name. The record is from RefSeq and is a predicted model, not a curated record. NCBI's taxonomy places the organism in Eukaryota, Fungi, Ascomycota, Eurotiomycetes, Onygenales, Ajellomycetaceae. The transcript has 4 exons. Bases 1 to 150 code for a protein of 49 amino acids.
AUGUCUCAAGGGUUGAAUUUUAAAAGCCAGCAGAGUACCGGUCAACUAGCCUGUAUUUGGGGAAGAAUAUUAACAUGGCAAGCCCAUCACCCUUUGCCCCUCACUCCUCCGCACAAGGAACGAUAUUCCCUUGAGCAUGGCCUCAACUAG